Epinephelus fuscoguttatus (brown-marbled grouper) is the source of this 2207-nucleotide messenger RNA. RefSeq names its product elongation of very long chain fatty acids protein 4-like. The record is from RefSeq and is a predicted model, not a curated record. The transcript has 7 exons. Gene Ontology annotation, cellular component: endoplasmic reticulum; endoplasmic reticulum membrane. Gene Ontology annotation, molecular function: fatty acid elongase activity. NCBI's taxonomy places the organism in Eukaryota, Metazoa, Chordata, Actinopteri, Perciformes, Serranidae. Gene Ontology annotation, biological process: fatty acid elongation, polyunsaturated fatty acid; very long-chain fatty acid biosynthetic process; fatty acid elongation, saturated fatty acid. The coding region runs from base 309 to 1226 and encodes 305 amino acids.
UUGCAAGAAGAUGAUGCGGCUGAGCGGCCGGCACGGACUGAAUGCAUAAUUGGCCUAUCUUAGUCAUAGAUUUUAACUUGCCUUGUCUAGUUUCUUGCCAAAUUGCUGUUUAAUGUCGAACUGUAGCCGGAGCGGCGUAGAAACUGAGUAGCAGUAACGGCAGCAGAAGAAGAAGAAGAAGAAGAAGGAGACGAAGAAGAAGAAGAGGAGCGCAGCCGUAACUGAGAGGAGUUGGGCAUCAAAUUGCACCGGAUGUCAUUACACGCUUUUAAAUAUCGAGGACUAUAAUCAGGACCAAAGGCAGAGCCAUGGAGGUUGUAACACAUCUUGUGAAUGACACUGUAGAAUUUUACAAAUGGGGCCUUACUAUAGCAGACAAGAGGGUGGAGAACUGGCCAAUGAUGUCAUCUCCAGUCCCCACUCUGGCCAUCAGCUGCCUGUACCUGUUCUUCCUGUGGGCGGGGCCUAGAUACAUGCAGGACCGCCAGCCCUAUACACUCAGGAAGACCCUCAUAGUCUACAACUUCAGCAUGGUGGUUCUCAACUUCUACAUCGCCAAAGAGCUCCUACUAGGCUCUAGAGCAGCCGGGUACAGCUACCUCUGUCAGCCUGUCAACUACUCCAAUGAUGUCAACGAAGUCAGGAUAGCAUCUGCUCUCUGGUGGUACUACAUCUCCAAAGGAGUGGAAUUCUUGGACACAGUGUUUUUCAUCCUGAGGAAAAAGUUCAACCAGGUCAGCUUCCUCCACGUCUACCAUCACUGCACCAUGUUCAUUCUCUGGUGGAUCGGCAUCAAAUGGGUCCCCGGUGGACAGUCAUUUUUUGGUGCAACCAUCAACUCUUCCAUCCACGUCCUCAUGUACGGUUACUACGGCCUGGCAGCUCUGGGACCUCAGAUGCAGAAGUACCUCUGGUGGAAGAAAUACCUCACCAUUAUUCAGAUGAUCCAGUUCCACGUGACCAUCGGCCACGCCGGCCACUCCCUCUACACAGGCUGUCCGUUCCCCGCCUGGAUGCAGUGGGCUCUGAUUGGCUACGCCGUCACCUUCAUCAUCCUCUUCGCCAACUUCUACUACCACGCUUACCGACGCAAACCCUCCUCCACGCAUAAGGGAGGCAAGCCCAUCGCAAACGGCACAUCUACGGUAACUAACGGUCAUAGCAAAGUGGAGGAGGUGGAGGAUAACGGGAAGAGGCAGAAGAAAGGACGAGCGAAAAGGGAGUAAAGAAGGAAGAGGGGCCCGCGUGGCGAUUAAAGGAAAGAGGACAGUUGUUUUAAGGGCCAGAGAAGCAGGGAGGGUAGGGAAGGGAUAAACAGAAACCAGACCGGCUUCAUCAUCCCUGCAAAUAACGUAGACGGAUGUGAUUUGUGACCAACUCGGGAAGGUGAAAGGGUAGAAGUGUGUGUGUUGUGUCUGUACGGGGGUUUGAGAGGAAGAGAGGGGUGUUGGUUGUCUCCAUUACAUUUUUUUUAAAUAUCAAGAAAAGCAAGAUACUGAUCACGUAGGCUCCGCGCUCUGCUGUCCAACUGUGUUUUGGACCGUAACAGGACCAAAAUAUUAAAGGACCUACACACUGCUCAGCAUCCUCUAACUUAUCAACCAAAAUUCACCUCCAACUUUUGUACUCUGGAUUCCAGUAUUGUUUUAACUGAAAGCUUACAUAGUCUUUAAUAUGCUAAUUUAUUUUAUAGUGCUCUGAAAGAGUUUUAAUGACUUUAACUAUUACCAACAAAACACAUGCAGAUGUUUAUACCAAAGGUUUUCGGGGGGCUAAUUAUUUUUGUUUACGAACACUUAGAGCAAAGGUAGCGAAUGGAAAAAUCACAAUACGACAUUCUCACAACUGCCAUCAACCAAAUCAUCGACCAAUCCAACAUGUCACAGACUUUCUCUGCUGUCUGAUAAACUGAUAUAACUGUGCUGCAUUUACAGAUGACUAUUUUCUUUGUGUUCAUUGUGAAUUAAAAACCUGGUUUAAAACACUUUGGGGGAGGGCGACUGUAGUUUCUUUUAGUAUUUAUGCAAAUUUGUGGGUAUCUUUGUUAAUAAUAUUUUUUUUGUGGGUCCUCACGAUUUAUUCCUUUUUUGCUGUGUGACGUAGCCGAGGUGCAAGAAUAAGAGAUUUGAAAUUCAGCUCAAUAUUGUCUCACUGCCAUGUAGGACUGAAGGGAAACUCCUCCUGACAAGAGCUUUUUUUUUUUUUUU